GAGUAUUUCUAGCUGAAACCAUUGUAUCCCAGGUUAAUAACAUGUAUAGAUUUCUAAAAUAUUGUAAUUCAUGAGGUUUUAAAAGUGAAGUUUAACAAACAUUAAAACUAGUUCCCAGCUAGUACGAGUCAAUUACGAUGGAUGCAAGGAAAAAUAAAAGAUCAUCUAAUAAUAAGUUGCAGAAGGCUUCAAAACAUGAUUCAAGAGGUGGUAAACCUGUCUCGGAUAGUAGCGGCUCCCAACCACGAAUUUUGUUAAAACCGAAAGAGCAUACAGACGUCCAAAAAAAAGGAGAACCAACUAUCACGAUCGCUACCAAAGUUUCCCAGGCAAGAUCGGAUCAACAACAAACCGUCAAGGAAGGCAUCAAGCAACGCACGCCACACGAGACUCCUCAAUCACUCACAAUAGUGAAUCGUAUGGUUAAAUCGGUUAAUCUUGUUAGCAGCAACAACACCUUGAACGUACAUGCGUUCGACUAUCUACAGGAAAACAAUUCAGACUUUUUUGUAAUCGGGGCCAUCGGAAUGCAGGGUUCUGGUAAAUCUACUGUCUUGAAUCUUCUUGCUGCCGAUCCCACUGAAGAGACCUUUAAACAAGCUGCUUUCCACGUUGGCGGGGGCGUUUUUCCAGUAACGAGCGUUUUUACGCAAUGCGAGACCGGUGAAUUUGAAGAUGAAAUUCGCAUACAUAUUACAAAGGACCGCCUCAUUCUUCUGGAUAGUGCUCCUGUGCUGUCGAAUCGUGGUAAGAAAGAUUUUGUUUUGAGCGAGCUGGAUGAUAUUCGUCGGAUAAUUUUCCUGCUGAGUGUUUGCCACGUUUUGGUAGUAAUACAAGAGGAUUAUUUCAACAUCAAUUUCGUUAGGCUUUUACGCUGUGCUGAAAUGAUGAUUCAACGGGAUCAGAAAGACAUGCAAUUCUUAAAUCCUAGAAUACUCUUCGUGAAAAAUAAUUGCGCGCGAAAAAAUUUCGCGUUACAUGAGAAGAAAUUUUACGAGACAAUGUGCAGGCAACUGUUAGGAGAAACAAAACUUAAAAUCAAUUCUAACCAAGAUGAUAAAGAGCAGAUUAAUAUAUUGUAUUUUCCAAAACUAUCUUACGGCAACUUUCUUUUCACUGAUGAUGAAAGCAGCUUUUCGUGCAUACAAAAACUUCGAGAACGUGUGUUUAUGACCCCCACGGAUGAUACUGAAGAAGGUCGAGAUAUUCUAACGGAAAAGUCAUGGUCUCAAAUAAUUCACCAUGUUCUAGAGGGGCAUAAUAAUAAUUACUUUCUGCGGAAAUAUGAGAACUUGAAAGAAAAGUAUAACUUGCAUAAUCAUGUUAAUGUUGUGGAGAAUGCGGCUAAAGAAAAAAGCUAUCUUAAUUUCGUCGAUACCUGAGACCGAUGAUGAGUUA
Messenger RNA from Ochlerotatus camptorhynchus, 1398 nucleotides. Its product is annotated as nonsense-mediated mRNA decay factor SMG9. The record is from RefSeq and is a predicted model, not a curated record. Gene Ontology annotation, biological process: nuclear-transcribed mRNA catabolic process, nonsense-mediated decay. The coding region runs from base 138 to 1382 and encodes 414 amino acids. The transcript is spliced from 4 exons. NCBI's taxonomy places the organism in Eukaryota, Metazoa, Arthropoda, Insecta, Diptera, Culicidae.